Messenger RNA from Polistes dominula (European paper wasp), 2101 nucleotides. RefSeq names its product Inositol phosphate kinase 1 (gene Ipk1). NCBI's taxonomy places the organism in Eukaryota, Metazoa, Arthropoda, Insecta, Hymenoptera, Vespidae. Gene Ontology annotation, cellular component: nucleus. The record is from RefSeq and is a predicted model, not a curated record. Gene Ontology annotation, biological process: inositol phosphate biosynthetic process. Gene Ontology annotation, molecular function: ATP binding; inositol-1,3,4,5,6-pentakisphosphate 2-kinase activity.
AGGUGUUGAGUAGGAGUGUGUGACGUAGCGUUUAAAGCGCUGUACGACGAGUUGUGUCGGCCGCCGCCAUGCCAUGCCGUUACUGUGGAACUCAAGUGAAUUUUCUACGUGAAAAUCUUAUCAAGUGUUAAGAAAAUAAUAUUAUCAUAAUGUAUAGUGAGUGAAAUAGUAACGACAAGUUAUCGUAAUCGAUAAAAUGUGUUCGUCGUGAAAGGACAAGUGAGGUGUUAUUGUGAAAUAGAAUACAGAAACCCGCUACCUGUCGGUUGGAGGUUGGCUAACGGCGGUAGAGAUUUGAAUGCUAUCGUUUGAUAAAACGAGGAAAUAACAAAAAGGAACCAACUUCAGAUAAAAUAAAGACAAUUGGAUAUAAGAAUAAUGAUGAUUCGACGAGACGAAAAGGAUGAGAUAAGAUCAGUGAUGAUCCAUGGCGGAAAUUCUAAACACGACGACGAUUCAUCGAUUUCCGUUUCAUUUGAAAGUCUAUCAACGAAAGAUUGCAUUUAUCGUGCUGAAGGAAAUGCUAAUAUCGUUGUCUCUCUUCCACUUGAGCAUGAGGUAAUACGAUUCCGGAAAUCAUCGUUACCAGGGGAAACUUUGCUGGACAACAACGACGACGACGACGACGACGACAAGAAGGAAGAGAAAAUACGAGUAAAACGAGAAGUAGAAUUUGUGGAGCAUGUUGUUUCCGGUUAUUUGGGUUCUUACAUCCAUAUACCAAAAAUCAUACGUUACGAUGGCAAAGACGUGAACAAACUUCUUCAAAUUAUUCACCCAUUUCGUCCAGAUAAAAGAAGAUAUAAGAAAAAAGUAAAAAAAUAUGCAAUGAAAAUGCCAGAUUAUGCUUUGCUACCAUUGAAAUUUGCUAAACUCGAUCCUGAUAUAUUUAGAAGUAAAUCGAUAUUUGCAGUAGAGAUAAAACCGAAACAAGGAUAUCAACGUAAAGAGGAACAAUUAUUACAAAUGUGUCCGUAUUGCCUUACACAGUAUUAUAAGUUAAAAAUGAAAAUGAUUGAUCAUCGAAGUAGCUAUUGUCCAUUUGAUCUUUUCUCUGGUGAUGAAGAACGUAUGAAAGAAGCGAUCAAAGGGUUGUUAAGAUCACCACAAAACAAUUUAAAAAUCUUCAAGGAUGGAACGAUCAUCUACGAUGAAGAAUUUUCAAUGAAUGAUCUUGAAACAGUAUUAAAUGAUUGUUAUCAAUGCGUCGAUGAUGUUUGUACCAAAGAGAACACUAUCAACUUGUUUUGCAAUUUGACCUGUGCUGCACUUUUGCAUUCUUUUCCUCAAAGCGAAUACUCUAAAAAAAUAAUGCAAUCAACGCUUGAACGUAAUCGUUUUUAUCAUAUUUCUGAACGUGACUCUAAAGUUAAUCAUGAUACCAACAAAGAAUUCAUUACAAAAACAAGAGAACUGUUUUAUCUUAUACAGGAAAAAUGUAAUCGUGAAACUAAUGAUUUACCUAAGUAUUGUGUAUUAGAAAGAAUACUUUCCAUGCAGAGAUUACCAUAUGUCGGUACAGAAUACAUCUAUGAUAUCUAUGAUAAAUAUUCUACAGUGAUAAAUGAUGAUAUCAUAUACUCUCAUUUAAUAAAUUCUUCUUGGAAAUAUAUCAAAGAAAAACAUGAAGUUUCCAAUGGAAAUCAUAGCAAUAAUUGGUCGUCAACUUCUAAAAAUGGAGAGAACAUUGAGUUAAUUGAAACUAAAAAUCAAUGGAAAAACAAUUUGUCUUGCAACAAUGAAAAGCUUAUGGAUAGAAGUAAUAAUGAAAAAAAAGAUAUUGAACAUAGUAGAGAUAGGAUAUUUAAUAACAUAAAUGAGAAAGAUUUAAUAGCAUUAGAAAAUUAUCUUUUGUUUUCAACUGCAAGAGAUUGUUCAAUACUAAUAACUUUUCAACAAUUAAAACCGGAAGCAUUGUCAUCUGUACCAAAAGAAUAUGUCAUCAAAAUAUCUGAAGAUCUUUGUUUCCUUACCAAUGUAAAAGUUUCUGAUGUAGAUCCAAAAAGUGUGAGCAGUAUUCCAAAACAUCGUCAAAGAGAUGUAAAUAUUCUUAAUGCGGUGAUAUCUGCAUUAAAAGAAAAAUGAUCAUUAAAUGAUCAUU